Molecule: messenger RNA, 6059 nt
Organism: Nicotiana tabacum (common tobacco)
Lineage: Eukaryota; Viridiplantae; Streptophyta; Magnoliopsida; Solanales; Solanaceae
Source: RefSeq, a predicted model, not a curated record
UAUUUACUCUUUCAGCCUUUGUUGACCCAACCCUUAAAAGUGUUCAGUUUCAGCUGAAAUCGUGAGUAGAUUCCGGCGAUAUGACCGUCGGAGAUUCGCCGGCGGAUUGGCCUCCUCCUGGAUGGACUGAGGAUGUCAAAAUAACUAGCGGAAGAAAAACCAAGUACUACACACAUGUGGAAACUGGGAAAAAGUUCUAUUCCAAGAAGGAAGUCACUCGGUAUAUGAACACAAAAGAUACUUGCCAUGAUGUAGCGCAAGUACUGAAUCAAGAUAAGAGUAGCACCGAGAACAAUGUUAGUCAAAUGAAUCAUCAAGAUAAGAGCUUCUCUGAGAACAAUGUUAGUCAAAUGAAUUAUCAAGAUAGGAGCUGCUCCGAGAACAAUGUUAGUCAGAUUGUUGAGGAAACAAAGAAAUCUCCUGAGUGGUUACCUGCAGGUUGGAUAGUUGAGUUGAAGACUCGUAAGUCUGGCUCCAAUGCUGGUUUGGCUUACAAGGUUUACAUUGAUCCAUCAACUGGAAACAAAUUCUAUUCAAGGCCGGAAGUAUCUAAAUAUCUCAAAACUAUGAAGCAGAACGACAUCACAGGAGAAGAACAGAUACAUGGAACUGGUGAAGUAUCCUCUUCAAAUCAAAAAGCAUCUGAGAAUUCCAAAGAUAUCGGGGGCCUGAGUCGCAUAUCCAAAAGGCAGAAAUCUGACGGCAAUCGGCCCUCGCAUGACAUCAAGGAGGGGUCAUUUUCCAAGCGGAAACCAUCUCAGGAUUCUGAAGAAGUUGGGGAACCGAGUUGCAUAUCCAAAACACAUAAAUCUGGCAUUAACAGGCCCUCUACAAAGACUUCUGCUUCUCAUGGUGCUGGAGAGGACUCCUCUUUAAAUGAGAAAGCAUCUCUAAAUUCCAAAGAAAACGGGGUACAGAGUCCCUCAUCCAAAAGGCAGAAACCUGGCAGUGACAGUCCCUCUGCAAUGACUGUUUGUUCUGUUGCAGUUGAUUGCAAUUCAGUGGAUGAAUUACCCCCAGGCUGGAAAAAAGAAGUCAUAAUUCGACAAACUGAUCGUGGGAUAAGAAAAGACCCGGUUUACACGGAUCCAGUGCAUGGGUAUAAAUUUCGCUCCAAAAAGGAAGUUUUCCGCUAUCUACAAACCGGAGACACUAGUAAGUGUGCUAGAAGACAUUCUAAAAGGAAUGUAGCUUCAACUAUGAAGGAUAAUUCUCACACGACAGAUGAUGCCAGUUUGAAGAAAUCAGAGUGCUUUGUGACAGGAAGACAACUUUUUGCCACUGAGGAGGCGAAAGGGGAAAAUAGUUUUGUUACUUGCUCACCUGCACAGCAAGUUGAGAGUUCCAAGAAACUUCCUGACUGCAGUGUGUCUGAUCCUAACAUCAUCAUCACAUCCAUUUUAGCUGAGAUAAAUGAGAACCAUUCCUUUGAAGAUGUAAAUGAAGAUGCUGAAAUAGGAACUGUAAGUGUUGGUGUUGAAACGCUAUCAGCGGUUUCCACUCAGUCAGAUCUCCUCCCAGAGCAGCAGCUACCAGAAAAUGAGCAGGAAAAGCAUAAUUAUAAAGCAGGGACGCAGCAAUCUGGAAAAUCCAGAAAUCCAAAGUCACUUAAACCUGGUCGUCGGGUCUCCAAAAGACUUGCAGGUCGAGAACCAGAAGCAGCGACCGACUUGGAUCUAGGUGAACAUGCUCUUCCAGCUGUAGUUGAGAAAUCUGCCUCCCUGAAUGUCUGUGGUCAAGAAUUGCUCCAGCACUCCGAUCCUACACCGGAAACUGGUAACUCUGAUCAGGCUUCUUUGAGUGGAGAAGCUUCAGUGGAUGAAUUACCCCCCGGCUGGAAAAAAGAAAUCAAAGUUACAAAAAAGGCUCGUGGGAUAAGAAAAGACCCGUUGUACACUGAUCCAGUGCAUGGAUAUGUAUUCCGCUCCAAGAAGGAUGUUUUGCGCUAUCUGCAGACUGGGGACAUUAGUAAAUGUGCUAUAAAACCUUUCAAAAGGGAUCUAGAUGCAACAAUGAAGGAGAGUUCUCCCGCAGCACAUAACACCAGUUCGAAGAAAUUAGGGUGCGCUAUGACUGAAAGGCAACCUUUUGCAGCUGAGGAAGCCAGAGGUGAAAAACGUGCUGUUACUUAUUCACCUGCAGUACAAGCUGAGAGUUCCAAGAAACAGCGUGAAAACAGUGCCUCCAAUGCAAACACCAGUAUUACAUCAGCGGCUGAUAUAAACACAAAGCAUUCAUGUGAAAAUGUUAUUGAGAAUGCUGAAAUGAGUCUGGACACGGAGCCAGAAAUAAGAGACUCAAAUGCAGACACAAAAGUCAUAACUGCUGAAAGUGUGGUUGCUGAAAGGCUAUCAGCUGUUUCAACUCCUCUGUCAGAUCUACUCCCAGGGCAGCAAUUACCAGAAAAUGAGCAGGAAAAACAUAUUAAUAAAGAAACACCUAAGCAGUCGAGAAGAUCCAGAAAUAAGAAGUCAAUUACACCUGGUCGUCGGAUCUCAAAAAGACUUGUCGGCCACAGCCCCGAACCAGUGGCUAAUUUGGAUCUAGGUGAACGUGCUUUUCGAGCUGUGGUUAAGAAAUCUGCCUCUUUGGGCAUUCCCCUGAAUGACUGUUGUCAGGAACUUGCCCAGAACGAAGAUCUUACAGUAGGAACUGGCAAUUCUGAUCAGGCUUCUCUGAGCAGAGAAGCUUCAGCGGAUGAAUUACCACCAGGCUUAGAAAAAGAAAUACUUGCCCAGAACAAAGAUCCGACAGUAGGAAUUGGCAAUUCUGAUCAGGCUUCUCUGAGCAGAGAAGCUUCAGUCGAUGAAUUACCCCCAGGCUUAGAAAAGGAAACACUUGCCCCGAACAAAGAUCCGACAGUAGGAACUGGCAAUUCUGAUCAGGCUUCUCUGAGCACAGGAGCUUCAGCGGAGGAAUUACCACCAACCCGGGAAAAGGAAAUACUUGCCCCGACCAAAGAUCCUACAGUAGGAACAGGCAAUUCUGAGCAGGCUUUGAGCAGAGAAGCUUCAGCAGAUCAAUUACCACCAGGCUGGGACAAGGGAAUACUUUCCCCGAACAAAGAUUCUACUGCAGGAACUGGCAAUUCUGAUCAGGCUUCUCUGAGCAGAGAAGCUUCAGCGGAGGAAUUACGACCAGCCUGGGAAAAGGAAAUACUUGCCCCAAACAAAGAUCCUACUGUAGGAACUGGCUAUUCUGUUCAGGCUUCUCUGAGCAAAGAAGCUUCAGCGGAUGAAUUACCACCAGGCUGGGGAAAGGAAAUACUUAUCCAGAACAAAGAUCUGAGCGGAGAAGCUUCAGCGGAUGAAUUACCACCAGGCUUUACCUGGAAUAAAGGUCCGAUAUUAGGAACUGGCAAUUCCGAUCAGGCUUCUCUGACCAGAGAACCUUCAGCAGAUGACUUACCACCAGGCUUUACCUGGAAUAAAGGUCCAAGAGUAGGAACUAACAAUUCUGAUCAGGCUUCUCUGAGCAGAGAAGCUUCAGCGGAUGAAUUACCACCAGGCUUUACCUGGAAUAAUGGUCCGACAGUAAGAACUGGCAAUUCUGAUCAGGCUUCUCUGAUCAGAGAAGCUUCAGCGGAUGAAUUACCACCAGGAUUUACCUGGAAUAAAGGUCCGACAGGAAGAACUGGCAAUUCUGAUCAGGCUUCUCUGAGCAGAGAGGCUUCAGCGGAUGAAUUACCACCAGGCUUUACCUGGAACAACUGUCCGACAGUUGAAACUGGCAAUUCUGAUCAGGCUUUUCUGAGCAGAGAAGCUUCAGCGGAUGAAUUACCCCCAGGCUGGGAAAAGGAAAUACUUGCCCAGAAGAAAGAUCCUACUGUAGGAACUGGCAAUUCUUAUCAGUCUUUUCUGAGAAGAGAAGCUUCAGUCGAUGAAUUACCACCAGGCUGGAAAAAAGAAAUCAGAAUUAGGCAAAACGCACGUGGGAUAAGAAAGGACCCGUUUUACACGGAUCCAGUUCAUGGAUAUGUAUUUCGCUCCAAAAAGGAUGUUAUGCGCUAUCUGCAAACUGGAGACAUCAGUAGGUGUGCAAUGAGACCUACCAAAAGAGAUCCGGAUUCAGAAAUGAAGGGUAAUUCUCCCUCAACACGUGGUGCCAGUUCAAAGAAAUUAGGGUGCUCUUUGUCUGGAAGACAGCCUUUUUCUAUUGAGGAAUUAAAAGGUGGAGAGUGUUUUGUUACUUAUUCACUGGCACUACAAGCUGAGAGUUCCAAUGAACAUCCUGAAAGCAGCGUGUUCAACAACACCAUUAGUUCAUCUACUGUAGCUGAUACAACAGAAAAGCAUUCAUGCGGAAAUGUAAAUGUAGAUGCUGAAAUAAGACUAGACAUGGAACGAGAAUUAAGAGACUCAAUUGGAGACACAAAAGCUGUAGCUGCUGAAAGUGUUGAUGUUAAAAGGUCAUUAGCUGUUUCCCCUCAGAUGGACUUCUUCCCAGAGCUGCAAUUACCAGAAAAUAAGAAGAAAAAACAUAGUAAUAAAAAAUUGCCAGCGCAGUCGAGAAAAAUUAGAAAUGAGGAGUCAUUUACACCGGUUCGCCGGGUUUCAAAGAGACUCUCAGGCCACUACUCAGAAGUGGUGCCUGAUUUAAAUGUAGGUGAAUGUGGUCCUGGAUCUGUCUCUUCAGGCCAUCCCCUGACUGUCUCUGGUCGGGAAUUGUCCCAGCAAGCUGAUCUGGCCACUUUGGAUCAGGCCUUUCUAAGAAAAAUAGCUUUAUCACAAGAUGAUCCGUUGGAAAUUGUGAAGUGUCCUUCAGAGGGCCAAGCUUUUAAAGAGCAGAAAGCUGCGAAGGAAUUAACAAGUGAGAAACAAGAUGAUAGAAGAAUAUUGCGAGAUCCUCAGCCAGCUGAAAUAUCAUAUGAAAUCGGAAAGGUUCACUUGGAGCACCAGGUGGUUAAAGAAAGGCCUACAGCACAAGACAGUCAGAAGAGAUUAUUGAACAAUUCUUGGCCAGCUCAAUUAGCAUGGGGAAAUAGGGUACUCCCUGUGGAGAACCAAUAUGUUUCAGAAAGGUGUUCUGUAGAGCAGGUAAGUGAGAAACACGAUUAUGAGAACAUGCAAUUGCGAGAUUCACAACUAGGUGAAUCAUCACAGAGAAGUAGAGAGCUUAAUGUGGAAAAUCAGCCUGUUAGAGAAAAGCAAACAGGAGAGCUAGUAACUGAGAAUCAAGAUGAGCAGAGCAGAAGAUUGCAAGCACAACUAGCUUCUUACCCAUUUGGGGAUUAUUGGUCAGACCCAUGCAUGGAAUUUGCAUUCAAGACCCUUACUGGUGCGAUACCAGUAGAAGAUACCCUCGCCUUUCAAGGAUCUUCCCAGCAAGAAUUCAAUACUUCUUACACUCAGGCUGAUGAUGGGUGCUUUGAACUGCCAUUAUUCAACACUUCCAGCUUUUACAUGAAUGAUGUUCCUAGCCAUUGCACUCCAUCAGAGGAGCGCGUUCCGCUGGAGCAACCUCCAAUAACUCAAACCUUUUUGCCCACUGGAAGUAAUAGCAUGCCAGGUUGCAGUAGUGUUGUUUCUCAAAGUCCAGGUUUGGACACCCAGGCUAAGGAUUAUCAAUCUAAAGUUAAAUCGCAGUGUCCAGGUAUGGACACCCAGGCCAAUAAAUCAAACUUUUUUGCCCACUGGAAAUAAUAGCACACCGGGCUGCAAUAGUGUUGUUUCUCAAAGUCUGCGUUUCGACACCCAGGCCAAGGACUAUCAAUGUAACGUCAAGUCGCAGAAGUUGGAUCAAGUAAUAACAUGGAACUGCUCUUGUUUGUGUGAAUGCAUUUUUGUGCAGCUAUUACCCUCUAGCUGUUUUAAACUUUUUUUGAUGCAGUUUCUUGACUUAGGGGGGCUGUCUAUAAUUGGUUGAUGCUUCAUCAACAGGUAAUGCUUCAUCAAAUGUAUGUGGGAUGAGAUGGAUAUAUUAGAUUUGUUCGAUCCAGGUGGUCGAAAUGUAGAUGCAACUUUUUGAAUAUUUAGAUCUCAUGAUCAGUAGUACUUUAGACAAUCUUUUUCCCACUUCAAAAGGCAUAAUAGACAAAAGUUUGCUUAAUGUUUUCUGUA